GAUACUCGGCGGCGAACAUGACAAUAGUGAACCGGAGUACAGUUUAAGUUAAAAUUACGUUACCUUUUCAUGGUAUAAACCACCAAAAAGAAAACGCAGAGCUUAUUUUAAUCCCAAUACUCAUCUCUCACCGUUUUCGCCUCCAUUAAAGCCAAAAUUUUGAGGAAAUUCGAAGUUUAAAUUACUCAAUACUUACACUGAUCUACAUUUUCGGAGAAUUUGAAGAGCAGAAGAUGGGCAAAAGAGGUAGAGCAGCAAUUGUUGUACUAGGGGAUAUCGGCCGUAGUCCAAGAAUGCAAUAUCAUGCCCUCUCACUUGCUACCCAGGCAUCUCUCGAGGUAGACAUUGUUGCAUACGGAGGUUCUGAUCCACAUGUUGCUGUUCUGAAGCACCCUUCAAUUUGUAUUCAUCAAAUGGCACAAUGGCCUAAAUUUACGCAACAUCUACCGUGGAUACUUCGUUAUCUUGUACUUCUGCUCAAGCCACUAUUUCAGUUCCUUGUACUCCUUUGGUAUCUUUGCUUUAAAAUACCAGCUCCAGAUGUUUUCUUAGUUCAGAAUCCGCCAUCUGUACCAACCUUGGUGGCUGUGAAAUGGGCAAGUUGGAUCAGGCAUUCGGCAUUCAUAGUGGAUUGGCACAAUUUUGGAUACACUCUGCUGGGUUUGUCUCUUGGUAGAGGAAGCCGUUUUGUUGCAAUAUAUCGUUGGUUUGAGAAACAUUAUGGACAUCUGGCAGAUGGCUCUCUCUGUGUAACAAAGGCCAUGCAACAUGAAUUGGAUCAGAACUGGGGAAUCAGAGCCACUGUGUUGUAUGAUCAGCCUCCAGAAUUUUUUCACCCCGCUUCAAUGGAGGAGAAACACAGACUGUUUCAAAAAUUAGAUCAAGAGUUCAGACACUCUGAGGGAAUUCAAGAUUGUAUCAGCCAUGGAAGCAGACACAUGAGGACAGAUGAGCCAUUUGAUACACUGUUUACUAACAUCUCUGGGGUUGGUGUCACUGAAAAGUCAACCAGGCCUGCACUUGUUGUUAGUAGUACAAGCUGGACACCAGACGAAGAUUUUAGUAUCCUUCUGGAGGCAGCAGUCAUGUACGACAGACGUGUUGCAGCAAUCUUAAAUGAGGACGAUUCAGUCAAAGAAGAGGUCCUUUGGGAUGAAAUGAACAAUGGGAAACAAAAUAAUUAUCCCAGAUUGCUAUUUGUAAUAACAGGAAAAGGCCCUGAAAAAGAAAAAUAUGAACAAAAAAUAAAGAACUUACACCUUAAGCGUGUGGCUUUCCGUACAAUGUGGUUGUCAGCCGAAGAUUAUCCCCUGCUUCUUGGGUCAGCUGAUCUGGGGGUUUGUCUGCAUACUUCCUCAUCUGGAUUGGAUCUUCCAAUGAAGGUUGUGGACAUGUUUGGUUGUGGCUUGCCAGUCUGUGCUGCAUCUUACUCAUGUAUUGAGGAGCUUGUCAAAGUUGAAAGGAAUGGCCUUCUUUUCUCAUCUUCUUCAGAACUUGCGGAUCAGCUCUUGAUGCUUUUCAAGGGUUUCCCUAAUGAAUGUGAUGUGCUCGCAUCGCUGAGAAAUGGAGCCCUAGAAACAAGGUCUUCAGUAGCUUGGUCUACUGAGUGGGAGGAACAUGCAAAACCCGUGGUACUAGAGGCAAGUUUGUUACCGCUUUUCCUAUCUAUCUGCUUCAUUGUGGUUUUACUUUUCUCUAGGUGUGCACUCUGCCUAUUGGGAAAUCUAAAAGGUUUGAAUUUUGCAAACAUGAAUGCGACUAGGAAUUUUGUAGGAUUAUUUUGUCAAAAAACACCUUUUAUGACCUCCAAGUUUGAAGAAGUACCCUUUAUAAUAUUUUGUGUGGAUAAACCUUUUCAAGACCAAAAGCUUGUCAAGUUGCACCUUGCAUCUUUAUUCGACUUUCUGGAAAGAAAAUUAAAUUUUCUGGCGAAUUGACUCGUAUUUCACUCUUUUAUUCUUUUUUUUUUUCUCAUGUGCUUCCCCCUUCUCUCUCUCUUUUCUUCGUCUUCUUCUGAUUUCCACUACUUUCCCCCCACCCCCCCAAACCCACCUUCUCUUGCUCAAACCUCCUGCCAUGGAUUCACCCUUUUCUUGCCAAUUUCUCGCUUCAUCUCUUAAUGCCGCCACAAUUUUGUAAAGAUCUGUAUGUUUGUCACUUUUGCCAAAGUCACCAAGUAUACUUUGUGACAAAAAUAUAACGGAUUCACUUUUUGCUUCUUGACAAAUUCCAUUGAUCUAGUGUGACAGUUACUUGGAGAGAGCUGUCAUAGAAUUUAUAAAAUCUGUAUUUAUUUAAUGUUUCCCUUUCCUGAUACUUGCAGGUGAUAUCUCGAAAUUCUAGUUGAUCUUUAUGGUAUUCUCUUAUGUGUCCUGACUGACAGUCACCUGCGUGUAAUGUCACGAAAUACAAUGGUUUAUUUCUACUCUUUCGGACAAUUAGGCGACGCAAAGUUUUAGAUGACACCUGAAAUCCAUGUUGAACAAGGCUCCUGGUAUAGUUGAGCACUUAACGAGAAUGGUAGUCCGUAUGUUGCAUUUGUUCCCCUCUUUCAUAGCUUGAUUUUGUGUCAUUUACACACUUAUCUGUAUCAGUAAUCUCAACUUAGUAAUGUACAUUAUAUAAUACGAAGUACUUAUUUGUCCAAACACAAACAUAUUAGUCAAGUAUACUUUUUUUAAUAAUGAAACGACAUGCAUACUAUUUUGCGAUGUUUGGAAA
Spinacia oleracea (spinach) is the source of this 2721-nucleotide messenger RNA. Its product is annotated as UDP-glycosyltransferase TURAN. Lineage: Eukaryota; Viridiplantae; Streptophyta; Magnoliopsida; Caryophyllales; Amaranthaceae. Gene Ontology annotation, cellular component: endoplasmic reticulum. The record is from RefSeq and is a predicted model, not a curated record. Bases 234 to 1937 code for a protein of 567 amino acids. The transcript is spliced from 17 exons. Gene Ontology annotation, molecular function: mannosyltransferase activity.